AUGCAACCAUCAAUUCACGAUUACUUCUCAAAUGACCAAACAAUUGAUAAACCUGUGCGUGAGAGAAUUGACAAAGAUUUUUAUGCCUCCCUUCCAAAAAAACCAAUUGAAGAACCAGAUUGCCAAAAAAAAGAUAUCUAUUGUAAUGCUUUUAAAGUUAAUUUCUCUUCCAUGAAUUUAACUAAUUAUGAAGCUCGUUUUGAGCCAGAAACUGAAAAUACCUCAUUAAAAAGAGCACUUCUCUAUGCCCAUUUCCAACGUAGAGUUAUUACUGAUGGUAGAAUGGUUUCAGUUCCAGAAGAAGUUCCAGAAGAUAAACGAAACUUCCAAAUUAAAGCAAGAAAUCAACAAGUUUUUGAAGUUGAACUUGUACCAGCUACUGGAUCAAAUGACCUUGAUAUUCAAAAAGCUAAUAUGUUAUUAAAAUCAAUUAUUAUUGAUGGAAAUAAGAAAAUGGUAUCUUGGAAAAAGAGUUUCUUUGACGUAAGUAAACCAGAAGAAUUUACCUCAGAUAGAGGGGCUAGACUUGCUGUUCUUCAAGGAUUUUCAUCUACUACACAAAUAUUUGAUACAGACCCAUAUCUUGUUAUUGAUAAAUCUUUUAGGUGUUUGAGAACGCAAACCUAUUUAGAUUCAAUUCGUUCAAAAGAUCAAGACACAAUUAAAAAAGAAUUCCAGCCAAUGGUUCUUUAUAAUAGUCAAACUAAAAGAUUAGAAAAAAUUGAUGAUAUUGAUUUUGGAAAAAAUCCAAGCUUUAGUUUCACUCGUAAAGAUGGAAGUUCUGUUUCUAUUGCUGAAUAUUAUAAACAACGUUAUCAAAUUGAAAUUAGAGAUAUGGAUCAACCAUUACUUGUACAAAAGAAAAUAGAAAAAGAUUCAGAAGGAAAAGAAGUCGAAAAACAGCCAUGUUAUUUUGUUCCAGAACUUAUGAGACUUACUGGUAUGUCAGAUGAUAUGAGAGCUGAUAAUCAAUUUAUGAGAAAAUUAGCUGAUUUAUUUAGUGCUGAUCCUCAAAAGAAAAUGGAUUCACUUAAAAGUAUUGUUGAUGGUAAUAUACAAAAUAUUCCAGACCUUAAACAAUGGAAAAUUAAUGUGGAAAGAGAACCAGCAUGUUUCUCAUCUUAUGUAUUACAUAAUCCACAAAUUAUUUCAAAGAAUAGAAAUAUUGAUGUACCAAGUAAUCGAGAUUGGAGAACUGAUAUAAAAAACUUUGUUUUUUAUGAUUUAAAACCUUUAGAUAGAUGGACUGCUAUUGUACCAAGUCAAUGUAUGAGUGAAUUUAAUUCAUUUGAACAUCAACUUAGUAAUUUCUAUGAUCGUAUGAAAAUUUCAUACAGACAACCUAAUGUUAUUAAUUUAAGUGGAACAAAUAUUGAUCAAUAUAAACCAGAUUUAAAGAAUAGUUCUAUGGUAUUAGCUGUUUCUGUUACUGAUAGUAUUUAUGAACAAAUUAAGAAAUUCUGUGUCGAUGAAAAUGUUCCAACACAAUGCAUUAAACCAAAUACUUUAAGAAGACAAUCACUUACACCAAUUAUUCAAAUGAUAACAUUACAAAUGCAAUCUAAGAUGGGAGGAAUUCCAUGGAAAACUGAAAUCGAUUCAGGUUUUUCUGAUGGUAUGACAGUUGGUAUUGACGUUAUUUCAGCUGGUAAAGAUAGAGAAAUUGUUGCUAUUGUUAGUUCAGUUGAUAAAAGUUUUACAGUUUAUAAGAAGAGUUCAGUUGUUGAAAAGAAAGGACUUCAUACUGCUGGUAUUCAUAUUGGAGAAUUUAUGAAGAAAGCUCUUGAAUCAUAUACUGAAUAUAAUGGAAGUCAUCCAAAGAAAGUUAUUAUUUAUAGAGGAUCUGCCAAUACUGGUGAUUUGAAAAAUAUUCAACAAGGAGAAUUAGUUGAAGUUAAAAAGGCUAUUGCUGAGUAUGACCAAACUAUUCAAUUUAUUUAUAUUACUGUGAAUAAUAAACAUGAUAUGAAAUUCUUCUCAAAAGAUGGAAAUAAUUUUAUCAAUCCAUUACCUGGAACUGUUAUUACUCAAGGAGUUACUAAAACAGAUUUGUUCCAAUUCUAUUUAGUUUCUCAUGUUCCAAGAAAGGGAUUAGUUAAACCAUCAAUGUAUUUCGUGUUAGAAAAUACUAUUGAAAAUCUUUCACAACUCUCUCUUUAUAAUCUUACUUAUGAACUUGCUCAUUUAUAUUUCAACGGUGCUAACUCUGUUUGUUUCCCAACACCUUUGUAUCAAGCUAAUAAGUUCUGUAAAAUGUUAAAUGAUUGUGGAUAUGUUGAAGGUACUAGAAAAUCAAGUAGAGGAGGAAAUGGUGGUUUCCAAAGAGGAGGAAGAGGCUUCGGUGGAGGAAAUGGACGUGGUAGAGGAGCUGAACGUAGAGAAGACAGAAGAAGAGAUGAUCGUGAUAGACAUGACUAUGACCGUAGAGAUGAUAGAGAUAGAAGAGAUUAUUAUGACAGAAGAGAUGAUCGUGAUAGACGAGACUAUUAUGACCGUAGGGAUGAUAGAGAUAGACAUGAAUAUGAGUCAAGUCGACGUGACGAUAGAGAUAGACAUGGAUAUAGUUCGAGUAGAAGAGAUGAUAGGUAUGAUUAUGAAUCAAGUAGAAGGGAUGAUAGAGACAGACAUGGAUAUAGUUCAAGUAGAAGAGAUGAUAGAGAUAGAUAUGAAGAAUCUAGCAGAAGAGAUGAUAGAGACAGACAUGGAUAUAGUUCAAGUAGAAGAGAUGAUAGAGGAGAUAGGUAUGAUGACCGUUCACCAAGACGAGAUGAUAGAAGUUCAAACAGAAGAGAGGAUAGAGAUCAUCACCACUAA
This is a messenger RNA of Entamoeba dispar SAW760, 2814 nucleotides long. RefSeq lists its product as uncharacterized. The transcript has a single exon. Gene Ontology annotation, molecular function: piRNA binding; protein binding. The record is from RefSeq and is a predicted model, not a curated record. The coding region runs from base 1 to 2814 and encodes 937 amino acids. Lineage: Eukaryota; Evosea; Mastigamoebida; Endamoebidae. Gene Ontology annotation, cellular component: P granule. Gene Ontology annotation, biological process: regulatory ncRNA-mediated gene silencing.